Messenger RNA from Strongylus vulgaris, 507 nucleotides. Lineage: Eukaryota; Metazoa; Nematoda; Chromadorea; Rhabditida; Strongylidae. The record is from the annotation of a GenBank genome assembly.
AUGAUCAGCGUGUUUCAGAACGAAUUAAGCUGCGAGGAUAGAGGAAGGCUGAGAACGGAUGCAAACAAAUUGAAGUGGAAGAUUCUGAAGAGCGGAUCGUUUCAGGAUGCCUACAAGAAGCGUCUUGUAAUUUUCUGCACAUUAACUUCUUCCGCAGUUCAGCGAUUAGCGCAAGUAAACUGGCAUCCAGAUGUCAUUAUCAUCGAUGAAGCGGCUCAAGCCUCCGAACCUGUAGCUUGGGCGGCAAUAGUACAAGCUAGAAGAUGCGUCUUAGCAGGUGAUCAUGCGCAGCUUCCUUCGACAAUACUGUCAACAGAAGCACACAAAGGUGGACUUCACGUCUCCCUAAUGGAAAGACUUGCCAAGGAAUUUUCGAAUGCUAACAUAAAUCAGCUACUUACGACACAGUAUAGAAUGAAUGAGAACAUUAUGCAAUGGUCUUCGCAUGAAUUCUAUGAUUCUAGAUUGAUUGCAAGUGAAGCUGUUGCGAAGAUCACAUUAAGGUAA